This is a messenger RNA of Paramuricea clavata, 986 nucleotides long. The record is from the annotation of a GenBank genome assembly. Lineage: Eukaryota; Metazoa; Cnidaria; Anthozoa; Malacalcyonacea; Plexauridae.
AUGUUCAACAAUCGACCACAAUUCAUCAUAAAAGCAGAGAAAAACAAAGAAUUUGACAAAUCAUGUCUCAUUGAGACGUUUAACAUUGGAAAUGGAAAUAUAGCAGAUUGUCUGAAGCACUGUUUGGAGAACUGUCGGUGUCAGUCGUUCCAAAUUUGUGACAAGACAAAAUGUCAACUGUGUUCAAGUCACAAGAAAGGGAACAGUUCAUUGCUUCAUGACAAAGAUGACUGCGUCUAUGCUAUGUACGAAAUGCGAGAUUUGACAGAAACGUUUCAGGUAAUACAUGUAUAACUAGGUAAAUUUGAAGAGUGAAAGUAAACAUUUACAAUUCUCAUAUUUUUAGAGAUAUUUUAAUGUGCUUCCUGUCAUGCAUACAUCCCGACAUUUUGGUAUUAGUAUAUUCACAAUAUUACAUUUUAUUUUCUUAGAAAUUGGAAGGGCAAUGUUCAAGCAUGAAUUGUCCAAUGAAGUACAAUUGUUGUCAACAAUCAGGUAUCUGUCUGGAGAACAAAAUAUGCAAACCAGUCAACUCCCAAGAACAGCCUUGGAAACGUUUUACCUGCGCAUGUCCGGAUGGUUACCAUGGAGACAACUGUGACCAACCAAUCACGUCAUGCCAAGGAUAUGCCAAAGGUUCCCGGAAAUCGGGCAUGUACAAAGCAGUGGAUUCUAUUGUAGGCUUGUUGUAUUCAGUAUACUGUCAUUUUGAUUCUGAAAGUGCUUGGACUUUGGUGCAGUCUUACAGUUUUGCAAAUAGAUCUCUUGAUCAUUUCAAAAAAUCUUUAUCUAAUAACCGUCCUAUCAGUGAAAAUGCUCUAACAUGGAGCGGCUAUCGACUUAGCAAAGCAAGAAUGGAAUCUAUCAAAAGUAAUUCAACUUUCCUUCAGUUCACAUGUGAUUAUGACAAAGACAUUGCAAUUGAUUUAAACCAAUCCGACUUCGUUCAACUUGAGCUUCAAAAUCUUAAAACCAUAGUCGGAUGA